Molecule: messenger RNA, 2704 nt
Organism: Otolemur garnettii (small-eared galago)
Lineage: Eukaryota; Metazoa; Chordata; Mammalia; Primates; Galagidae
Gene: MMD
Product: monocyte to macrophage differentiation associated
Exons: 7
Coding region: 281-997 (238 amino acids)
Cellular component (GO): membrane
Molecular function (GO): pore-forming activity
Source: RefSeq, a predicted model, not a curated record
AGCCGGGCUCCGGGGCGGGGCGUGGGCCCGGGGGCGGAGGAGCCCGGGAGGCGGGAGGCGCUGGGGCCGUUUAAGCGGCCUCCCUCCCGCCCCCAGCCGCCCGGUCUAGCCCUGGCCCUGUCUGGACCCCCAGCCUGGCCCACUCCGGCCCACGCGGCCGAGCGGCUCCGUGGGGCACGCAGGCGGGCUCCGGAGCAGCCCAAGCCCAUGAGGGCCGCGCACCCGGCCGCCGGUGCUGACAAGACGGAGCUCCGGGCCCCAGAGGAGGAGUGGAGGAUCAAUGCGGUUCAAGAAUCGAUUCCAGCGGUUCAUGAACCAUCGGGCCCCAGCCAAUGGCCGCUACAAACCAACUUGCUACGAACAUGCUGCUAACUGUUACACACACGCAUUCCUCAUUGUCCCGGCCAUUGUGGGCAGUGCCCUCCUCCAUCGGCUGUCUGAUGACUGCUGGGAGAAGAUAACAGCAUGGAUUUAUGGAAUGGGCCUCUGCGCCCUCUUCAUCGUUUCCACAGUAUUUCACAUUGUGUCAUGGAAAAAGAGCCACUUAAGGACAGUGGAGCACUGUUUUCACAUGUGUGAUAGAAUGGUUAUCUAUUUCUUCAUUGCUGCUUCUUACGCUCCAUGGUUAAAUCUCCGUGAACUUGGACCCCUGGCAUCUCAUAUGCGUUGGUUUAUCUGGCUCAUGGCAGCUGGAGGAACCAUUUAUGUAUUUCUCUACCAUGAAAAGUAUAAAGUGGUUGAACUCUUUUUCUAUCUCACAAUGGGAUUUUCUCCAGCCUUGGUGGUAACAUCGAUGAACAACACCGACGGACUUCACGAACUUGCCUGUGGAGGCUUAAUUUAUUGCCUGGGAGUUGUGUUCUUCAAGAGCGAUGGCAUCAUUCCGUUUGCUCACGCCAUCUGGCACAUGUUUGUGGCCACGGCAGCUGCAGUGCAUUACUACGCCAUUUGGAAAUACCUUUACCGGAGUCCCACGGACUUUAUGCGACACUUAUGACCGGUCUUGUACCAGGUCUCCAAACCAGUAUUAUUUCAAUUAUAGCACUUGGGAGUGGGGUAGGAGCUGAAAAUUGCACAGGGAAAGAAGAAAAAAAAAAAGGAAAGAAGAAGGCGGCAACUGCACUGACUUCCUUUAUAUCUUUCGAAAAUAAUUACUGUGAAAGUAUAAAAGCUGUGUUCCGGAAUCUUCCCCCUCACAGCAAAUAAAUAAGGUAGUGAAUUAAUUUUCAUUCCAUUCUACUAUCAUGAAGGACUCUGGAUAGGCUUGGCCAGCUGAUGUUUACAAACCAGAAUUUUGUAUUUUAAUUUUACAGAUUUUACUACAUGGUUUUUCUAAAUUACUAGGUCCAGUUGUUAAGUCAGUGCAAUAACAAGGCUUCCUUUUUAAGAAAAAAAAAAAAAAUUGUUUCUAUCACUUUCCCAUUUGCUGUGUAAAGAAUCAUGGACGUGAACUUACACUACUUUUCACCCUGUUUCAUCUGGGCAUAACAUGGUUAUUUUUUAAAUAGGAACUUUAGUUUUUUGUAAAUUUUUAAAAAAGGUUUCAUGGAAACACACCUCUGCACUUCCUCAUUCAUGUGAAUUUGUGCAGCAAGCGGUCAACAUUCCACAGACGAACAAACAUCGUACCUCUUCUGAUCGUUUUAUUAAGCGAGGAGAAAUUGCCAAUUUUUAAAAGCUGCAGUUUUCCAAACUUUUCUGCCAACCUCUGACUCUGAAUUCAGUGCUGCUUUGGGGUAUAUACUUGACCUAGCUUGGUUUACCAGUGAUGGAGAAGUAUUUUGAUAUCAUUCACUUUUUUCAAAAAAAUUCAACUUUUUCUCUAUGCCUUUGCCAUGUUCUCUCUUCAGGGCUGCUUUCAGCAGCGGAGGGGCACCCCAUCCUAUGUGAUAUGCGAGGGGGUUGUCGGGCUGGCCCUCUGCUGGAAACUCCUGAGGAGCAGUGUGAAUUACCGUGAAUAGCUGUAUUGCCUGUUUGGUGCCCAGCAGUGAAGUCAUUGUCACUUAGCUUAAUAUUACCAGUUUGCUAUUUAUUUUAAAUUGUGGAAUAAGAUGCAUAAAUUCACAUUUCUCCCUUUCCUCUGUAUGUCCCAGUAUACUAUUUUUUUAUAGACAAAUAUUUAAAGUAUUGUUUGCCAGGUAGAAACUCGUGUUGUCUGUACAACCCUGGCUCAGUGGAGUGGUAUUUAUGCAUUAUUUUUAUGUUCUCUCAGUGUCUUAUAUUAAGAUUAACAUAUUAGUUGCUCUGUUGAUUAAUCUCUCCUGUUGGUGUUUUAAUAAAUGAAAUAGCCUUGCCUUUAGAUCAGGUGCCGAUACUGUCUGUUUUCAGUCGUCAAUUUGACGAUAAGCUUAUCCAUUGACAUUUUGUACUGAUGUGGCUUUAAAAGCAGGUUUAUUUUGUAUGCACAUGUUUAGAACUCUGAUUGUGGUGAGUUAUGUGGGAAUGAGGAACAGAACUGGUAUUUACUAGAGAAUUCUUCAUACAGACAAGGUACCCAGCGACAACACCAACUAGCCCACCCCUAUCUGCAUGAUUCUGAACAUCUGGAUGCCGAUUGUUUUACUGUAUAUAUUUUACUUUGAAUAUAUUAACUUGUCGUGGAUUCAUUUAAAGUCUGCUCAAACGUAGCACUGUCAAAACCACUAAACGAUGUGUAAACAUUGUGCUGUAAACUAUAAUAAAAUUGUUACUUGGAUUCAUUCCA